UCAGUCGGCUCACGGUCCCGCCCGGGGAGACGCUUAAAGGGCCGGCUUGCUCGGAGGUAGCGGGAUGUCCCCGCGCUGACCGCCCCGGGCCCGUACCCACCCGCUUAGAGGUGCCCGGCCAGACCCCGCGCCACCAUGUAAACGGCGCCUGCAGGCGGACGCAGGCUUCUCUGCCCGGGACCCCUCUGCCCUGCCCCGGGUCCCAGGGCCCUCGAUGAGGACACACCAUGCUGACCGGCGUGACCGAUGGGAUCUUUUGCUGCCUGCUGGGCGCACCACCCAGUGCAGUAGGGCCACUGGAGAGCGUGGAGUCCAGCGAUGGCUACACAUUUGUGGAGGUCAAACCUGGCCGCGUGCUGCGGGUAAAGCAUGCGGGGCCCGCUCCGGCCCCGACUCCACCUCCACCAUUGUCGGACGCCGCCCAGGGGGACCAGUCCGGCUUGGUCCGUUGCCAGCGCAGAAUCACCGUGUACCGCAAUGGGCGGUUACUGGUGGAGAACCUGGGCCGGGCACCACGAGCUGACCUCCUGCACGGGCAGAAUGGCUCCGGGGAGCCACCAGCCGCCCUUGAGGUCGAGCUGGCGGACCCAGCGGGCAGCGAUGGCCGCUCGGUCCCAGGCAGUGCUGGGAGCGGCAGUGGUGGGCGGCGGCGGCGAGCCCGCCGCCCCAAGCGGACCAUCCACAUUGACUGUGAGAAGCGCAUCACCAGCUGCAAGGGCGCCCAGGCUGACGUGGUGCUCUUUUUCAUUCACGGGGUCGGCGGCUCCCUAGCCAUCUGGAAGGAGCAGCUGGACUUCUUCGUGCGCCUGGGUUACGAGGUGGUGGCGCCCGACCUGGCCGGCCACGGGGCCAGUUCAGCGCCCCAAGUGGCCGCCGCCUACACCUUCUAUGCGCUGGCGGAGGACAUGCGUGCCAUCUUCAAGCGCUAUGCCAAGAAGCGCAACGUGCUCAUUGGGCAUUCCUAUGGAGUCUCCUUCUGCACGUUCCUGGCACACGAGUACCCAGACCUGGUGCACAAGGUGAUCAUGAUCAACGGCGGCGGGCCCACGGCCCUGGAGCCCAGCUUCUGCUCCAUCUUCAACAUGCCCACGUGCGUCCUGCACUGUUUGUCUCCCUGUCUGGCGUGGAGUUUCCUCAAGGCCGGCUUCGCCCGCCAAGGGGCCAAAGAAAAGCAGCUGCUGAAGGAGGGCAAUGCAUUCAAUGUGUCUUCCUUUGUGCUUCGGGCCAUGAUGAGCGGCCAGUACUGGCCCGAGGGCGACGAGGUCUACCACGCUGAGCUCACCGUGCCGGUUUUGCUCGUUCACGGCAUGCACGACAAGUUUGUGCCAGUGGAGGAAGACCAGCGCAUGGCUGAGAUCCUGCUCCUGGCCUUCCUGAAGCUCAUCGAUGAAGGCAGUCACAUGGUGAUGCUGGAGUGUCCGGAGACCGUCAACACGCUGCUCCACGAAUUCCUGCUCUGGGAGCCCGAGCCUUCGCCCAAGGCCCUGCCCGAGCCCCUGCCUGCGCCCCCAGAGGAAAAGAAGUAGCCACUGAGCUGGACGGGUAUCGCUUAGUGAGCCGAAGAGCGGGAGGAAGAGUCCCGAACCGGCUAGGGGUCUGCAGUGCGGACCAGGUGGGCGGGCCAUUCGCUCCGGUGGGCGGGGUCAGGUCAGGGAGACGCCCCCUGGCCGGCUGGGCGGAAGACGCGGCAUUCGUGGGAGCCAAGUGGACACACCGCUCUCUCUAGUCCUGUGGGGCCCAUCACUGUUUCAGGGCCGUGGCAGCGACCCCCGCGGAGGGUGACCUUGUACAGAAGCCCCAUCCCCCACAAUGCCAGGGCCGAGGCAGGCCGCCACCCCGCUGUCUUCCGUGUCCGCGUGCUUGAUUCUAGGACCCACGAGCCCCGCGGGGACUCUCGGGACCCCCGCCACCAUGCCCGAGACCCCUGACCCCCCAUUCCUUGGCGCUGGGAGCUAUUGUUGCCCAAGUGGGGAGGGCUUGGGAGGGGGCUGGAGCCACCGAACCUGCACAUCUCUUAUUGUAACUCAAUAAAAAGAAGUGACAAUCUGA
Messenger RNA from Cervus elaphus (red deer), 2049 nucleotides. It is a transcript of the gene ABHD8, whose product is annotated as abhydrolase domain containing 8. Lineage: Eukaryota; Metazoa; Chordata; Mammalia; Artiodactyla; Cervidae. Gene Ontology annotation, molecular function: catalytic activity. Bases 228 to 1526 code for a protein of 432 amino acids. The transcript has 5 exons. The record is from RefSeq and is a predicted model, not a curated record.